Lytechinus variegatus (green sea urchin) is the source of this 3121-nucleotide messenger RNA. Its product is annotated as atrial natriuretic peptide-converting enzyme-like. Gene Ontology annotation, molecular function: serine-type endopeptidase activity; protein binding. Gene Ontology annotation, biological process: proteolysis. The coding region runs from base 173 to 1993 and encodes 606 amino acids. The transcript is spliced from 9 exons. The record is from RefSeq and is a predicted model, not a curated record. Lineage: Eukaryota; Metazoa; Echinodermata; Echinoidea; Temnopleuroida; Toxopneustidae.
UACGCAAUAAUGAUGCCAUCACUUGAGUCGAUAUCAAUAAGUCUUUCAUAUAUAGUGUUGCUGAUAUCAACCACUGGACGGCAAGGAACUGGGUUGAUUUAAGAACGGGAGCAAUUUCAGCUACAUUUGCCUGCUGAAAUUCACCAGAAGAUUACUAAAGAAUCUUCGAGUCAUGAUGAGACCAGCAGGAUUUAUACUGCUUCUGAUCGUGGCGUGUUUCUUCUUAACUUUGGGGAAGGUUUCUGCCGAUGAAAGUUCCCCAAAGAAGAAGCAGAAUCGCAACGAUGAUGUCCUUUUUGAUCGCUCAAGGAUCGUGAGUUGUUCGGGAAACGAGACCAUCUCGAUGUCGGCUGGUGACUACGAAUGGAUUACCUCGCACGAAAGCGACGAUGAUGCCCCAUACCCAAAUAACUUACAGUGUAUUUGGAUUAUAGAAGCACCAAAUAACUAUCGUGUGGCCUUACUCGUAGAUUAUUUCACUCUUGAAUUCGAUUAUGAUUUCCUUUAUUUCGGUAACGGUGACGAGCCUGGAGACCCAGAUGGUGAAUUAACUGGGACUUUAAGACGAGGCACGAGGUUUAUUUCCGAUGGUCGUACCAUAUGGUUAGCUUUCAUUACAGAUGAAAGCGUGCGCGAUCUCGGCUUCGGUUUCAACAUCACUGUCGUUCACAAGUCGGAUGUGAUGACUUGCGAUAACGAACAGAGAAUCAUUGAGGAUGACCUGUGUGAUGGUAUUGUCAACUGUGAAGAUUUGAGUGAUGAAACAGACUGUGGUGAUUGUGAUGAUUUCUCCUGUGCGAACGACAUAUGUAUCUCUGACGAUCUGGUAUGCGAUGGCGUCAAUGACUGUAUCGAUUUCUCGGAUGAAACAGACUGCCCCCUCUGUAAAAAGUUCAACCACAAACAAUGCUCUGCACGGCUCGGCUACAAGAAAUCGUACUUCCCCAACACCUUUGCCUCAUCUCGGAGGAACGCCAAACGAUGGUAUCGGAUCAUGCGACGCAUUGGCAACUGCCAUGAGAUGUUCCUUACAGCAGCUUGUAGUUCGCUCUUCCCUCAGUGCACUUCUGGUUCCUCAACCGUCCCAAGGAUGUGUAGGUCUCUUUGCUAUGAGAUAGAAGAGAAUUGUCAACGGGAUUACGAGACUCUUGUUGGUGAAGACUGGCCGGUAGAAUGCCACACUUUCAGUGAUGAGAACCCAGACGACGAUGGAUAUUUCUGCGAUGGACCGGAAGGAGAUUUUACUGGUGAAGGAACUUGCGGUGAACGUCCGUCAUUCAACCGAGUGGUUGGUGGUGUUGAUGCCAUCUAUGGAGAGUGGCCAUUCAUUGGCUCCUUACGCAGCCGACGAAAUCACGUCUGUGGAGCUACUUUAAUCCAUGAAGGAUGGGCUGUUACUGCAGCACAUUGUCUCGGAGCUUUCAGUUCCAUAACCCUUGGUGAUCUGGAGUUGGACAGUGAGAGUCGUGCGAGCUUUCAAACUGAUAUCGAGGAUCAGAUCGGACAUGAAUGGUAUGAUGAUGACACCACCGAUUACGACUACGCUAUGCUCAAACUGGCGGAAGGUGCACCAAUCGGGAACUACAUCCAACCGGCGUGUUUAGCUGAGUCACAGAGAGAACAGAAUGCAUACAGAAACUGCUACAUCGUUGGUUGGGGAACUACACAUGAGGAUGGGGAUGUAGCAAACACAUUACAGAAAGCCCAUGUGAAGUUGCUCGAUUUCAAUGAGUGUAACGCUGCAUACGACUGGGAAUUGGAUGACAAUAUUCAUAUUUGUGCAGGAUAUAUGGUUGGUGGCAUUGAUACGUGUCAGGGUGACAGCGGUGGACCGUUGAUAUGCGAGGGUAGUGAUGGGCGUCAACACCUUGUAGGUAUUACAAGCUUCGGAUAUGGGUGUGCUCGUCGGGGCUACCCUGGAGUAUAUGCCCGUGUCUCUACUGCUACUGAAUGGAUGAGAGAUGUUAUGGAACGAUACAGACCGCGAGAUUAAUUAAACUAAUUAAUGAGUCCUUGUAAUUGUUAAUAAAAAGGAGAAAUUUAGUAUAUCCCCUGCGAUGAAACAAUUAUUGAGCAUGUACUUUUUAGAGGCGUCGCUAUCUAGACACUUAAAGAAUUGCUUAUUUUUAGUGGAGCAUAUUCUCACUUCCUAUACACAAUCAUGGAAUUUGCUACCAGUUUUUAAAGUUAAGCAAAGAAUUUUUACUCCAUGAUCUUGUUUUCCAUUCAAUGGAUUGUAGCUAAGCUAGCAGCUCUCUUGAAUAAUUUCAUAUAGGAAUCAAACAACUGAAAAAUAUACCCUACUUAUAACCCUUUUAACAUGCAAAUUAUUCAAGGUUAUUUUGACUGUUUGGACAUGUGUGUGAAUUUGUUUUUCACUCGCGUUUGAUCAAAAUGUUUAUCUAGAGGUCCGUGGGCCGACACCCCCCCCAUGUUGAUUAAAAAUAACUUGAAUUUAUGUCAUACCGCCAAAUUAUAGGGUAUGAUCAUUUGCUGUGAUAUUACACCGACGUUAACAUAUUCAAUAUUUUGUGUACAUAAUUGAUGAUGAGAGUGAGACAAUGGUCCCUCCUCCCUGUGUGCUGUAAAAUUCUGGAACAACCAUGGAAACAAAUUAUGGAGAACAAGAAGGAAAUAGGAGGAAGAGGAGAGGAGGGGAAGGAGGAGAAAGGGGAAUGACAAAUGAAAAGAAUUCAAUAAGGAGGAAGGGGAAAACAAGAAGAAAAACAAAAUGAGGAAAAAUGAGGACAAACAGAGGUGUAAAAAGAAGAGUAAAAUAUGUAUGAGAAAAUAAAUGAAUGCAUUCUUGGCAGAAUUAAAAGAAAUGAUCAAGGGAAAUGAAUGAAAUUCAGAUGAGCAUGGUCAGAGAGUGUUGGGAAAACUUGAUUGAAAUCAUCUUGUAUACAAAUUUCCUUUUUUUUGUAAUUACAAUUUAAUCUUCGUAUGCUGUAAAGUAAAAAAAAAAUAGGAGUGCAAAGAUAGAAUAAAAAUAAAAUGGUUUAUAUCGUAUUUAAAUAUGUAUGUGAAACAUAUAUAUUGAUAUUGACAAGAUUGCCAGUGAUACAUAUAUGUCAGAUAUCUCGAUGUGCAGUGAAAAUAAAAUAUUUUAGAGUACAAACUA